AUGUGGUGCCGGGCAUUUUCAGCUACUUUGGGAGGUCAUGCCCGGACUUGGUACUCUUGUCUUUCCCAUCGUUCCAUCAACAGCUGGGAAGAGCUAAAGACCUGCUUCCUAGCCCAUUACGCUCCCUUGAAGCGCCACCGAAAGUCUUCUAUGGCUCUGGUAAACAUCAAGCAUAACCAGAGUGAAUCCCUAAGGGAUUUUGUGGCUAGGUUCAAUGAGGAGGCGUUGAGCAUUGACGAGUUCGAUCAACGGAUCGCGAUGGUGGCUCUCCAGAAUGGCUUGAGGGCUGGACCAUUCGCUCAGUCCUUGGCUAAGACUCCACCUCGUACUUUCAUAGAAGCCCUUACACGGGCUAAUAAGUACAUCAAUGCGGAAGAAGUGAUGAAGGUGAAGCGAGCUGAACAACCUGACAAGAAAAAAAGAGAAAAUGAGAAGAAAAAGCCGAUCAUGGAACAGAAGACGGAUUACCGCCCCUCCUGA
Diospyros lotus (date-plum) is the source of this 480-nucleotide messenger RNA. RefSeq lists its product as uncharacterized. The transcript has a single exon. Bases 1 to 480 code for a protein of 159 amino acids. Lineage: Eukaryota; Viridiplantae; Streptophyta; Magnoliopsida; Ericales; Ebenaceae. The record is from RefSeq and is a predicted model, not a curated record.